Harmonia axyridis is the source of this 615-nucleotide messenger RNA. RefSeq names its product cuticle protein 19-like. Gene Ontology annotation, cellular component: extracellular matrix. The coding region runs from base 116 to 475 and encodes 119 amino acids. The transcript is spliced from 3 exons. Lineage: Eukaryota; Metazoa; Arthropoda; Insecta; Coleoptera; Coccinellidae. The record is from RefSeq and is a predicted model, not a curated record.
AGAGGUACUCGAUGCUGUCCCACUUGUCUCAGAAUUUCUUUAUAAGUGCGCUCGAUUUUUCUUGUUAUCAGUUCAGUUGAUUUUUAUACGAUCAAAAUUUCCAACUAUAAGCAAGAUGAUCAAGACAAUUAUAAUUAUAACAAUUGUGUUGAAGUCCAUGUCCUGUAUAACUGUUAAAUACAAUGAAGCAGAAACUAAAGAAGAACCAACUUCCUACCCAAAGUACCACUUCGAGUACGGCGUCAAAGACGGUCAAACAGGCGACAUCAAAGAACAGACAGAAGAAAGGGACGGUGAUGCAGUCAAAGGAGAAUAUUCACUUCUUGAGCCAGAUGGCACCAUCAGAAGAGUCCAGUAUGAAGAUGACGGUAAAAGCGGGUUCAACGCCAUCGUCACUAAGAUGGGACACGCUGUACAUCCUGCUGAACCCGCGAAACAACCUGCGCCAGUGCAUUACAGGGGUUACCUGCACUGAAUUUUGAAGAAACCGUUUUUUUUUACAUUUUUAGUUAGUACCUUUCUUAGGUGUGGAUGGGGCUUAAGACAUAAAAUUGUUUUGUUGGUACUACUCGGUGGUGGCAGGUGUCCAAGAGCUGAAUAAGGAGUUCUGGGAAC